Molecule: messenger RNA, 1200 nt
Organism: Gastrolobium bilobum
Lineage: Eukaryota; Viridiplantae; Streptophyta; Magnoliopsida; Fabales; Fabaceae
Product: probable protein ABIL5
Exons: 8
Coding region: 234-998 (254 amino acids)
Source: RefSeq, a predicted model, not a curated record
GGCUGUAAUAUCAUCUCUUUAUUGAGUUUUUGUUUCUUUCAUCAUGUCACAAGACAAGCCUCCACAAGUAACAUAACCCUCUUUGCGUCACUCUCUAAUAAGUUUGACAAAACUAAAGCAUACAUCCACAAAUCUCAUUCAAAAAAUAGACUAGAUAAGGAACUUUUGUGGAGUCUAUCUUUGCCUUCACAAGUCACAACCCUUGUUUCUUCCUCUGAAUCAGUAACAAGAGCAUGGAGGUGAGUUUCAAGUCUUCUUCACAUGAAAAACCAGAAGCUGAGGUUGAGGUAGAAGAAAGCAUGCGCUUUCUCAAGUCUCUUAAGGAACUAAGAGAACUUCGGUCUCAGCUUCACCAUGCUGCAGAUUACUGUGAAAACACUUUCUUGAAAAACGAGGAGAAGAAAGAUGUGAUGGAGAACACAAAAGAAUACAUAUGCAGGGCCAUGGUCACUGUAGUUGAUCAUCUUGGAAACGUCUCGGCCAAUCUUGAAGGCCUUAUUUCUCAGACAAACGCAUUUUCUGAGGCUGAGUCACGAAUCCAGUGCCUCAAACAAAGACUUUUCUCAUGUGGACAAUAUGCUGAUAAGCUUGCCCUCACAAAAAUGCGAUGGAGGGAAAAAUUGCCAAGAUUCCAUUCGCGUUAUUUAUCAACACCACCCAUCAUUGAGAGAUCAAGCUCUGAAAAAUUAAGAGAUUUUGAGAGUGAAGUUCCUUCAAAAAUAGAAGAUAAACAUAUACUAGAGACACUGGAGGAUUUGCCACUUUUUAUGUACACCCAGAAGCCACAUGCAGCUAAGAAUUUGAAGCCAAAAACUGCUACAGUUAACGAGCAGAACAACUUGGCCAUGGUGUUACCAGUCCGGGAUGGUUUUUCAGUCCUAACAAAAGUUUCAAAUCCUACAUUUCAUUUCCAAGGUACCCACAAGGUAGCACGCCAUAGAAGAUCCUUGCAUGGAAGUGACAUCUUAUGGCUCAUAAGGCGUACUAAACGAACCUAAUGAAAAAACUGGAGAGCCUAUUGCUUCAUGUGUUAGUCUUGAGCACUCAGUGGUUCUGUUGGUUUAUCAUUUUCACGUGGUAGUUGUUGCGCGUUCGGCAAGUGUACCGUUAGUUCCAAGUAAUAAAAUGAUAAGUAGAGUAUCGUCUCCACGAGGAUUGAGGCACUGAAUUUAUUAUAACUAUUCCUUUCUUGUCGGAUUA